AUGCGUGUAUCCUUCAUUCUCCUGAUUCUGUCGAGUCUGUGCUACACAGUCCUUGCCCUCGAUAUCAAAGGGCGCAUACAGUGGAACGAACUCUGUCCAAGUCUUUCAUCUCUGGGGCAGGCCAAAGUAGUCUUGGACAAUGGCAAGCUACGUGGAGGCAUAACGCGGGAUGGGAGCUUCGUGAUUCCGGAUGUCCCAGCGGGGACGUACAUUCUUUCAGUUAUAGCUCAUGAUCAUGCUUUUGACAAGGCAAGCCUCCUUCGGAUAGAUGUUUUGGAAGCGGAGACGCUGCCAGAAGUUCGCCCAUAUAUACCGGGAACACCUCUGUCCCCGCCAUCGACCGUCACACUCCCAUACCCCGUGGUUCUUCCUGCACGCCAGACAAGUGACUACUUCGUUCCCCACCAGUCAUUCAACCUGCUCGGGAUGUUCCAAAGCCCAAUGACGCUCAUGAUGUUAGGAAUGGGUGUCUUGGUUCUAGCAAUGCCUACCCUAAUGAAAAACAUGGAUCCGGAGAUGGUGCAAGACAUUAAUAAGCGACAGGCGAGAAUUAGCACCUUUCAAAACUCCCUACAAAGCGGAGACCUUGGCUCAGGACUUUCUGCGCUAAUAAAUACAGGAGAUGAUGAGAAGCCUCCAGCACCAAGCGCCAUGAAGCAGAGCGCGUCUGCAGGAAUGAAACAUCGUAGUGGCAAGGGUAAGAAACGGUGA
Messenger RNA from Fibroporia radiculosa, 711 nucleotides. RefSeq lists its product as uncharacterized. NCBI's taxonomy places the organism in Eukaryota, Fungi, Basidiomycota, Agaricomycetes, Polyporales, Fibroporiaceae. Gene Ontology annotation, cellular component: EMC complex. The transcript is spliced from 7 exons. Bases 1 to 711 code for a protein of 236 amino acids. The record is from RefSeq and is a predicted model, not a curated record.